AUGCUCAUCAUCCGACCCCGAAGCUACGCCGGCAUCGCCCUCAUCUCAACCCUCCUCCUCCUCUACCUCUGGACCUCCUCAACCUCCACCCUAACAUCCUCCUCCUCCUCCUCCUCCUCACCACCCGUCUGGCGCACUCCCCAAUACGAAUCCUACUUCUGGACCACCCUCCCCAUAACCUACCCCCCGAAGGAAAUCCGCCCGCUGCCCACAACUCCGCCCCUCAAGUUCCCCAAGGUCCAGGCCCCGGCGCCGUCCGAGUCCCCGGAAGCCCUCCAGACGCGCCUCCAGCGCCAAGCAGCCGUCAAGCAAGUCUUCUCCAAAUGCUGGGCCUCGUAUAAGCGCCUCGCAUGGAAGGCGGACGAGCUCGCCCCCGUGUCGGGCGGCAAGAAGAACCCCUUUGGCGGCUGGGCCGCCACCCUCGUCGACUCCCUCGACACCCUCUGGCUCAUGGGCAUGAAGCCCGAGUUCGCCGAGGCCGUCGCCGCCGCCGCCGACAUCGACUUCACCAAGACGGAUCUCGACGAGGUCAACGUCUUUGAGACGACGAUCCGCUACCUCGGCGGCUUCCUCUCCGCGUACGACCUCAGCGGCGACGCGCGCCUGCUGCACAAGGCCGUCGAGGUCGGCGAGAUGCUCUACCGCGCCUUCGACACGCCCAACCGUAUGCCUAUCACCCGUUGGGACAUCCACGCUGCUAUGGCCGGCAAGAAGCAGACGGCGCCCCCCGGCCUCCUCGUCGCCGAGAUUGGCAGCCUGUCCAUGGAGUUCACCCGCCUGUCCCUCAUCACCCGCGACCCCAAGUGGUUCGACGCCGUGCAGCGCAUCACGGAGGGCAUGGCGUCGCAGCAGAACUCGACCGCGCUGCCAGGCCUCUGGCCCCUCGUCGUGAGCGCCCAGGACGAGGUGUACAACGUCGGCAACGCAUUCACCCUCGGCGCCAUGGCCGACAGCGUGUACGAGUACCUCCCCAAGAUGACGGCCCUCAUGGGCGGCCAGCUGCCCGUCUACCAGCAAAUGUACGAGGCCGCCAUGGCCACGGCCCUCAAGCACAACCUCUUCCGCCCCAUGACGCCCACCAACGAAGACAUUCUCGUCUCCGGGUCCGUCAAGGCCGAAAACGGAGAGACCACGCUCGACCCGCAAGGCCAGCACCUCGUCUGCUUCCUCGGCGGCCUGCUCACCCUCGGCGGAAAGCUCUUCGGCCGACAGCAGGACCUCGACGCGGCGCGCAGGCUCGUCGACGGCUGCGUGUGGACGUACAAGGCCCUGCCGCGCGGCAUCAUGCCCGAGACGUUUACCAUGCUGCCCUGCCCCCCGUCGACGUGCGCCUGGGACGAAGAGACGUGGAAGAAACAAGUCCUCGCCCGCGCAAAGGACGCAGGCGGCACCUCCGCAGACGCCGUCAUCGCACGCGACCGCCUGCCCAAGGGCUUCACCUCCAUCCCCGACAGGCGCUACAUCCUCCGCCCGGAAGCCAUCGAGAGCGUCUUCGUCUCCUACCGCGCCACCGCCCACCCUUCCCUCCCGGACGCCGCAUGGGACAUGUUCACGGCCAUCAACGCCACGACCAGCACCACGCUGGCCAACUCCGCCGUCUGGGACGUCACGCAGCCAGAGGACAAGGACGCCGGCAUGGCCGACUCGAUGGAGUCGUUUUGGAUGGGCGAGACGCUCAAGUAUUUCUAUCUCGUGUUUGCCGGCUGGGACGAGGCGGAUCUGGAUGAGUGGGUGUUUAAUACCGAGGCGCAUCCUUUUAGGCGGCUUUUGCCCUGA
Molecule: messenger RNA, 1776 nt
Organism: Trichoderma citrinoviride
Lineage: Eukaryota; Fungi; Ascomycota; Sordariomycetes; Hypocreales; Hypocreaceae
Product: glycoside hydrolase family 47 protein
Exons: 1
Coding region: 1-1776 (591 amino acids)
Biological process (GO): N-glycan processing; carbohydrate metabolic process
Cellular component (GO): endoplasmic reticulum; Golgi membrane
Molecular function (GO): calcium ion binding; mannosyl-oligosaccharide 1,2-alpha-mannosidase activity
Source: RefSeq, a predicted model, not a curated record